AUGGGUGAGAGAGGUUGUGAUCCAAAUGUAGUGACCUGUAGUGCAAUCAUUGAUAAGCUUUGCAAGGACAAGCUAGCUGUUGAGGCAUUAGGCUUCUUCUCUCAAAUGAGGAACAAAGGCAUUUCACCUAAUGUUGUGACAUACACAUCCCUAAUUCAUGGUCUUUGCAAUUUAGGCAAGCAGAAUCAAGGUUUGACCUUGUUGAAAGAAAUGAUGGGGCAUAAUAUAUCACCAAAUAUUUUUACUUUCAAUAUAUUGAUCGACUCUCUUUGUAAGGAAGGAAUGAUUUCAAAGGCUCGGAUUAUGAUCAAAACGAUGAUUCAAAAAGGUGUGGAGCCUGAUGUUGUCACUUACAGUUCAUUGAUUGAUGGAUAUUGCAUGUGUAGCCAGAUUGAUGAAGCUAGAAAAGUGUUUGAUUUGAUGGGAAGAAAUGCCAUUGCUGAUGUUUUUAGCUACAAUAUUUUAAUUAAUGGAUAUUGUCAGAGCAAAAGGAUUGAUGAAGCAAUGAAGCUUUUUGAUGAAAUGCCUCAAAAGGGUUUAGUUCCUGACUCUAUUACUUAUACCACUCUUAUAAAGGGAUUGUGGGAAGUAGGAAGGCCUCAGACUGCACUAGAAUUUUUAAAGAACAUGUGCUCUCAUGGUCAGCCGCUAAAUAGAAUAACUUUAUCAACUUUGCUCCAUGGCUUGUGCAAGCAGGGAGAUCUUGACGAGGCACUUGCAAUAUUUGAAGCGAUGGAAAAGAGUAAGUUGAAGCCUAAUUGUGUGACCUAUAACAUUUUGAUUGAUGGUUUGUGCCAAGUUGGAAAGCUCAAUGAUGCAAAGCAACUAUUUUCUAGGCUUUUUGAAAAAGGUUUGGGGACUGAUGUUUAUACAUAUAGUAUAUUUAUAAAAGGACUUUGCAAAGAUGGCUUACUAGAUGAAGCAUACAAGGUGUUCAGAGGAAUGGAAGAUGGUGGAUGUUUACCGGAUAGUUGCUGUUAUAAUGUAAUCAUUCAAGGGUUUCUUAAUCAUGAGGAUGUACCAAAAGCUUUGCAACUUAUUGAUGAAAUGGUUGAUAAGGGAUUCUCUGCAGAUGCCACAACCACCAAAUUGUUGAUACAUUUAUGUCGCCAUAACGAUCUCAUUUUGAGAGAACUAAGAAAUCGAUCUAAAGGUUCUAAAGGUGUAAUGUCUUCCAUUAAUCACGUCAUUCUUAUCCAUGCUAUGCCUUCUAUUGUUCAACUUGGUCCAUUUUUAUCUGCUCUCAUGAGAAUGAAACAAUACCACUCUGUCCUUUCCUUGUCUACAGAAAUUGAGUAUCUAGGAAUUUCACACAAUGUUCAUUCUCUUUCCAUCUUGAUUAAUUGUUUCUGCCGCUUACACCAUCUGGAUUUUGGCUUCUCACUUUUAGGCAAAAUCCUCAAAAUUGGACUGGAGCCUAACAUUGUGACGUUUAAUACUUUAAUUAAUGGUCUCUGUAUAGAGGGUAAGAUCAAUCGAGCAGUAGACCUUUUCAACCAUAUUGUUGAGAGAGGUUAUCAGCCUGAUGUUCAUACUUACAGCGUGAUAGUAAAUGGUCUGUGUAAAUGUGGGAAUACAAAUGUGGCUAUUGAGGUGCUGAAGGAAAUGGUUGAGAGAGGCUGUGAGCCAAAUGCUGUAACAUACAAUACAAUCAUUGAUUCCCUUUGCAAAAAUGAGCUAGUUGCUGAGGCAUUGGACAUCUUAUCUCAAAUGAGGAGUAAAGGCAAGCAGAAUCAAGCUUUGGCUUUGUUGAAAGAAAUGGUGCGGCAUAACAUAUCGCCAGUUAUUGUUACUUUCAAUAUAUUGAUCGACUCUCUUUGUAAGGAAGGAAUGAUUUCAAAGGCCCAAAGUAUGAUUAACACAAUGAUUCAAAGAGGUGUGGAGCCUGAUGUUUUCACUUACAAUCCAUUGAUUGAUGGAUAUUGUAUGCUAAGCCAAAUGGAUGAAGCUAGAAAAAUAUUUGGUUUGAUGAAAGGGCUUGUGGGAAGUAGGGAGGCAGAUGUGAUAACUUUAUCAACUAUGAUUCAUGGCUUGUGCAAACAUGGAGAUAUUGAUGAGGCACUUGUAAUAGUUAAAGCGAUGGAGAAGAGUCGGUUGAAGCCUAGUUGUGUGACCUAUACAAUUUUGAUUGAUGCUAUUUGUCAAGCUGGAUGGUUCUAUGAUGCCAAGAAAAUAUUUUCAAGGCUUUUUGAAAAUGGUUUGCAGCCUAAUGUUUGUACAUAUAGUAUAUUACUAAAAGGAUUUUGCAAAGAAGGCUUACUAGAUGAAGCAUAUACGGUCUUUAGAGGAAUGGAAGAGGGUGAAUGUUUACCAAAUGAUUACUGUUAUAAUGUGAUUAUUCAAGGGUUUCUUAGGCAUGAAAACAUGUCAAAAGCAUUGCAACUUAUUGAUGAAAUGGUUGAUAAGGGAUUCUCCGCAGAUGUCACGACCAUUGAACUGUUAACACAUUUAGGGCGCUAUAACAAUCUCAUUUUGAGAAAACUGCGAAAUCAGUCUGAAAAUCCCAAAGGCGUAAACGUUAAGUGAGAUCUUAAUGAUCCACACCUGAUCAACAUGUGCAAGAUGUCUUUGUUAUGCUACAUGUAUCUAUAUCAAAGUCUGUACAGUCAGUAUGAUGUUAGUUAGUU
Molecule: messenger RNA, 2627 nt
Organism: Manihot esculenta (cassava)
Lineage: Eukaryota; Viridiplantae; Streptophyta; Magnoliopsida; Malpighiales; Euphorbiaceae
Product: putative pentatricopeptide repeat-containing protein At1g12700, mitochondrial
Exons: 4
Coding region: 1-2526 (841 amino acids)
Molecular function (GO): protein binding
Source: RefSeq, a predicted model, not a curated record